GCAGACCGUGAGAUCGCGUGUGCGUGGAGCGAGAGAAAGUGGAAAAGGAUUCACCGAUUCUUCCAACGUUCGCUUCAGUUCGAUCGCUGACGUGGAGUGAUUGUGGUUAUCCUAUUAGAUCGUAACGAAGAAUGAUCGUCGUCGGCCUGUGAUAGUUCUCACGUGAAGUGAAGUGACACUGUUGUAUAGGGAAAUUAGCAACACCACCCCGGGGCCAACAGUAUGAGUUCACAAAGGACACUCUGGCUGGUGGCCGUCUGGUGCGCUCUGUUAUUCGCCGGGAUCGAUCGCGCACGCGGUAACUUCAUUACGUACGUCGACGAUUCCGGGGAGAAUCUGCCCGACGACUACGUGAUCGAUGAGCAGCACCGGCCGAAGAAGGAAAGGCUGGAGGACUACAACGAAGCCCUCGAUCGGUUGAUCUCGAAGGCGUUAAAUCAAACGGAACCAACGCAGCCCAGCGGUGCGUCGGGCCGGUCCUUGGGACCCGCGGCGCCGAUUGUGGCGAGUUCGGCCGAACAGAGCAUAGCUUGCAUAGGCAGCCGCAAGCCGCUGGACGUCAAGCGCACGAGCAAGCUGACGGUGCGCAAGUGUUGCCCGAAGGGCCAAUCGUUUCACCGCCUGAGCAUCACCACCUGCCAUCCGAUGGAUCCUUUCGGUACGCAGGGGACUCACUUUUCGUUGCUGGCCCGCCAGCUGGACUACUACGGCCCGGGUUGCCACGAGUACGGCAAGUACCUGAGGUACAACAUCACGAUCGACAAGAAAUGCGUCGGUCAGCGGUUGAUCUUCAACGAUCGGGGCACGCAGAUGUUGCUGAUCCAGAACGGUUCGCUGGUCGUCACGCGCGGUGACCGUAUCGAGUUCUACGACGAUUUCUGCGUGGAAGAGUCGGGCAAUAUGGUGCUGGCGGCACACAUCUGCGAGCCGGAAUCCGAACCCGAUCUCUUCUCCGGCUGGCUGGGCACGGCGAUGAUCGCGCUGGCGUUGAUCGCUUCGGCCGUCACCGUGCUGGCGUACCUGUUCGACCGUACGCUUCCCCAUCGGUACGGACCGCUGAUCGGGAGUCACGCAGGACUGCUGGCCGCCGCUAUCCUGCUGGAACUCUUUCUAGUCGCACUUGAGCAAGGUGAAUAUCGGCCAAUCGUGGAGGUGUUGAUCGAAAUGUCGUACGCCAUCUUCGUGCUGUUUUGCUCGAUAUUGUUCUUCUCGUCGGCCACCGGGACCACCAGCAUCAACUAUCGGCUCCUGCUGGUGGCGGUGUUUUUAAUCUCCUCCUGCUCGCUCGUUGCCAUGGCCUUGACGUUCUAUUUCGAAAGUGUCCUGUUUUUGGCCGUGCUCACCAGCCUGUCGGUGGCCUUGAUCGUCAGCGGGGCGAACGUUUACUCGUCCUUCGGCCGUAACCAUCUCGGGUUCAACAGCAACGAAAAUCCGUUCGAAAUGAUCAACGAAGGGAGUACCGCCAAGAGAAUCGGUCAGCGAAGGGAGCUAACGAUCGUGUCAACGUUCGCCUGUGCCACCCAGAUCAUCGUCUGGAUACCGUACUCGAUGGACAAGUACUCGCUGCUUUCGGUGCUCGCCUGGAACGCGAUCAUCGUGUGCGUCGUGUUCGUGGGAUUGAGGCGCCGUUCGAUCGGACUCUGCAACGUGGGCAAGCGGCUGAAGCACCAGCGAUCCGGUCCCGCCAACGGAAAUCCCUACGCGGAGCAGGUCGUUCCGCGCGAUACUCAGACGGUGAUCUCCCAGUUCCCGGACGAAGACGGGACGCCACCAGCGUACGGUGAUGGCGAGAACGAACUGCGUGUGGUGUAAAGUCUCGGACACUUCCAGCUGCCGAACCGCACUAUACUCCUCCUAGCUUCUUCACUUGUGGUCUGUUACCUCUUACGUACACCCUAUCGCCGCCAGCCAGGUUCGGAUAGAGGCAACGAUUCCGCUUUCGGUAGCGCAAUUCCUAGUGUAUUUUAUAACGUAAAACUCAAACACGAACCUUAGUUGUUAA
This is a messenger RNA of Anopheles bellator, 2002 nucleotides long. RefSeq lists its product as uncharacterized. The record is from RefSeq and is a predicted model, not a curated record. Bases 223 to 1812 code for a protein of 529 amino acids. NCBI's taxonomy places the organism in Eukaryota, Metazoa, Arthropoda, Insecta, Diptera, Culicidae. The transcript is spliced from 5 exons.